AAAAAAACCCCCAGUUGUUUCGCUUGAAGAUCCACGAGUUUCUGUUUGUAAACUUGUUCGCUUCGUUCACAGCACGGCAGCAUCCUCCCCAAUUUUUGGUAAGAACGACUUAUAUAGUCUAGUAUCAAGUGUUGUUUAAAAUAUGAGGAGGCGACCUGGAAUAGCUGGUUUGCAAACCGCUGCUGCUACUCGGGACCAAUAUAGAUUAGUUGGAGAAAAUGUUGCCAAGAUUAGAACAGAUCUCAUGAAGGAACAACUGGAGACAUUUAGAACCCAGUUGGAAGAAUUUGCUCGGAAACACAAGAAUGACAUACGUAAAAAUCCCACCUUCCGGUCACAGUUCCAUGAGAUGUGUGCCAAAGUUGGAGUGGAUCCUCUAGCCUCUAACAAAGGUUUUUGGGCUGAGUUGCUAGGAAUUGGAGACUUCUACUAUGAGCUUGGUGUUCAGAUAGUUAAUAUCUGCCUGGAAACAAGACCACAGAAUGGAGGCCUGAUUGACUUGCAAGAGCUUCGAAAUCUGUUGUGUCAUAGGCAUAAAGCUACUCGUGAAUCAGUAUCUGAAGAUGACUGCCUGCGAGCCAUAAGUAAACUUAAGGUUCUGGGUAGUGGUUUUGAAGUAAUUUCUGUUGGGAAGAAGAAGCUUGUGCGCUCAGUCCCUACUGAGUUGAAUAAAGACCACAAUGCAAUUCUUGAGAUGGCUCAGACCCAUGGCUACGUGACUGUGGAAGAGGUUGAAAGGAAACUUUCUUGGUCAUCUGGUCGUGCCAUUGACGUCCUCAUGUCCCUUCUAGAAGAAGGACUUGCAAUGAUUGAUGAUGGUCACAGAGACGGAAAGCGCCGUUAUUGGUUUCCUUGUGUUUCUCCAAUUUCAGCUACCUCUGGAUCUGACCAGAAGAAUUGAUGUUUUAGCUGCCUGCCAAACCUUCAGAUGCCAAAUGGUGCUCAUUAGAAUCAGGUGCUUGAUUUAUUUGCUUAUGACAUGAAUCAUUUGAUAUAUUGGAGGAAAAAAAAACGUCACUCUACCGGUGUAACAUGCGCUGAUUUUGUGUGUGUACUGUGAUUCAUGAUGAGUUAUUUUGUAGUAGAAAUGAAAGAUCAUGUUAUCUGGUAUGCUUUGUUACACCAUCUCAUAUUUUUAUUCUAUUGAAAAUUUGUCUACUUGGGUUGGAUAUACAGUGGCAAAGUAUAUUUUACUCGA
Dioscorea cayenensis subsp. rotundata (Guinea yam) is the source of this 1198-nucleotide messenger RNA. RefSeq names its product vacuolar protein sorting-associated protein 22 homolog 1. The record is from RefSeq and is a predicted model, not a curated record. Gene Ontology annotation, cellular component: ESCRT II complex. Gene Ontology annotation, biological process: protein transport to vacuole involved in ubiquitin-dependent protein catabolic process via the multivesicular body sorting pathway. NCBI's taxonomy places the organism in Eukaryota, Viridiplantae, Streptophyta, Magnoliopsida, Dioscoreales, Dioscoreaceae.